AUGGCCACAGCUGCCUCGAAUCCCUACAGCAUUCUCAGUUCCAGCUCUAUGGUCCAUGCGGACUCUGCGGGCAUGCAGCAGGGGAGUCCGUUCCGAAACCCUCAGAAACUUCUCCAAAGUGAUUACUUGCAGGGAGUUCCUAGCAAUGGGCAUCCCCUCGGGCAUCACUGGGUGACCAGUCUGAGCGAUGGAGGCCCAUGGUCUUCCACACUGGCCACCAGCCCCCUGGAACAGCAAGACGUGAAGCCUGGGCGCGAAGACCUACAGUUGGGCGCAAUCAUCCAUCACCGCUCUCCGCACGUCGCCCACCACUCUCCGCACACUAACCACCCGAAUGCUUGGGGGGCGAGCCCGGCUCCGAAUCCGUCCAUCACGUCGAGCAGCCAACCCCUUAACGUGUACUCGCAGCCGGGCUUCACGGUGAGCGGCAUGCUGGAGCACGGCGGGCUCACUCCACCGCCGGCCUCUGCCUCCACGCAGAGCUUACACCCAGUGCUCCGGGAACCCCCAGACCACGGCGACCUAGGUUCGCACCACUGCCAGGACCACUCGGACGAGGAGACACCAACCUCAGAUGAGUUGGAACAGUUCGCCAAACAGUUCAAACAAAGAAGAAUCAAGUUGGGCUUCACGCAGGCUGACGUGGGGCUGGCGCUGGGCACACUGUACGGCAACGUGUUCUCUCAGACCACCAUCUGCAGGUUCGAGGCCUUACAACUGAGCUUCAAGAACAUGUGCAAGCUGAAGCCGCUGCUGAACAAGUGGCUGGAGGAGGCUGAUUCGUCCACAGGGAGUCCGACCAGCAUUGACAAGAUCGCGGCGCAGGGCCGCAAGCGCAAGAAGCGAACCUCUAUCGAGGUGAGUGUCAAGGGCGUACUGGAGACGCAUUUCCUCAAGUGUCCCAAGCCUGCCGCGCAGGAGAUUUCCUCGCUGGCAGACAGCCUCCAGUUGGAGAAAGAAGUGGUGCGUGUCUGGUUCUGUAAUCGAAGACAGAAAGAGAAAAGAAUGACUCCACCAGGGGAUCAGCAGCCACACGAGGUUUAUUCGCACACGCACACGGUGAAAACAGACACGUCCUGCCACGAUCUCUAA
Molecule: messenger RNA, 1092 nt
Organism: Physeter macrocephalus (sperm whale)
Lineage: Eukaryota; Metazoa; Chordata; Mammalia; Artiodactyla; Physeteridae
Gene: POU3F4
Product: POU class 3 homeobox 4
Exons: 1
Coding region: 1-1092 (363 amino acids)
Biological process (GO): brain development; regulation of transcription by RNA polymerase II
Cellular component (GO): nucleus
Molecular function (GO): DNA-binding transcription factor activity, RNA polymerase II-specific; RNA polymerase II cis-regulatory region sequence-specific DNA binding
Source: RefSeq, a predicted model, not a curated record